Messenger RNA from Sorex araneus (European shrew), 408 nucleotides. RefSeq names its product insulin growth factor-like family member 1. The coding region runs from base 1 to 408 and encodes 135 amino acids. Lineage: Eukaryota; Metazoa; Chordata; Mammalia; Eulipotyphla; Soricidae. The record is from RefSeq and is a predicted model, not a curated record. Gene Ontology annotation, molecular function: signaling receptor binding. The transcript has 4 exons.
AUGGGCAGGGACAUUCGCCUGGGAACGAAGGAAGUAGAGGGAGCGGCCAGCUCCGACUCGGACACAUCCACAGUGCUGCUGAUCACUGUCUGCUCUCUGGCUGCCUUCAGCACCCUCGGGGUCCCAGUGUCCCCCAAGGACUCUCACUGGCUGCUGUGCCAGUCCCAGGAGCGGUGCGGGGGCAAGUCCUAUGACCCCCUGAAUUACUGCUGCCAUGACCAGGCCGUGGUGCCCCUGUCCAGAUCCCAGGGCUGUGGCAACUGCACCUUCAGGGUCUGUUUCGAGCAGUGCUGCCCCGGCCGGCUGCCAGACGUAGACACCCUUGUGGUGAAGAUCAAGGGCCACUCGUGCAGCUCGGACCAGACACCAGGAGACAGGGUUUGCCACAGCAUCAAGACCAGGACAUGA